This is a messenger RNA of Panicum virgatum (switchgrass), 972 nucleotides long. RefSeq names its product putative inorganic phosphate transporter 1-13. Gene Ontology annotation, cellular component: membrane. The transcript has 2 exons. The record is from RefSeq and is a predicted model, not a curated record. Gene Ontology annotation, molecular function: transmembrane transporter activity. Gene Ontology annotation, biological process: transmembrane transport. Lineage: Eukaryota; Viridiplantae; Streptophyta; Magnoliopsida; Poales; Poaceae. Bases 1 to 957 code for a protein of 318 amino acids.
AUGGCUCACGGCCAGCUGAGAGUGCUGCACGCUCUGGAUGUGGCCCGGACACAGCUCUACCACUUCAUGGCGAUCGUCAUCGCCGGCAUGGGCUUUUUCACAGAUGCCUACGACUUCUUCGCCAUCUCCCUCGUCAUGGACCUCAUCGGCUACCAUUACUACCAUGGAGAUACUCCUCGCGGCGUUUCCGCCGCCAUCAACGGCAUAGCCCUGUGCGGCGCCGUCCUAGGACAGCUCGUCUUCGGACACAGCUCUACCACUUCAUGGCGAUCGUCCGCCGCCAUGGCCUAUCUCGACAUCACCUUCUACUCGAUGAACCUGUUCAUGAAGGAGAUCUUCACCAACGUGGGGCUGAUCAGAACUCGUGACGGAGACAACCCGUUCAAGCGGAUGAUCAAUGUAACCGCGCUGCACACGGUGAUCGCGCUCUGCGGAACACUGCCAGGUUACUUCUUCACUGUCGCAUUUGUGGACCGCAUCGGCCGUGUCAGGAUUCAACUGCUCGGGUUCACCAUGAUGUCCGUCUUCAUAGUCUGUCUCGCUGGUCCUUACGAUCAGUACUGGACUGAACACAAGCGUGGCUUUGCUGUCAUGUAUGGCAUGACCACCUUCUUGGCCAACUUCGGUCCCAACACCACCACUUUCAUCAUUGCGGCAGAAAUCUUCCCUGCCCGGCUACGCUCGACGUGCCACGGCAUAUCCGAGGCGUUUGGGAAGAUCGGCGCCAUCAUCGGUGUGUUUGGCUUCGGCCUGGUCCUGCACGCGGAGGAACACGUCAGAACCAUUCUGUUCGUGCUUGUUGGAUGCAACCUUGUCGGACUUGUCUUCACCCACCUCUUGCCAGUGUCCAAGGGGAUGACGCUAGAGCAGAUCACCGGAGAAAUGGAAGAACAAGAGCCGCAACUGGACGCUGCAGCAGUUGCUGCGGCAGAGUGCGUACAUGAGGUGCCUGUUUAGUCUUAGUUAUUAUGU